AAUAACUCAUAUGUAUAAUCAACUCUAAAGAAACGAAAACGAUAGCAAAUUCUAAUCUAUUUCAAAAAAUUAAACCUUGAGAUUAAAAUUGGCAAACAAAUGAAUCAUAUUUUUUAGACGAUCUGCUGAUAGCUAAAAGGUGGAACUAGGAUUGAAAAUGCUUCAGCGAAGAAGCGAAAUAACUAGUGGGUCAACUGUGAAGUGAUUUACCGACUGUUUCAACACUAAUAAACGUAACAAAGAUUCAUGAACCUUGUUCAACAGUUAUACGAUGAUACCAUAUACCAAGUAGUUUACAAAACAAAACUCAGCGAAGCAUUUGAAGUGAAAACAGGAGAAAGUCAAGGUUGCUUACUGUCACCAUUGAUAUUCCUGAUUGUGGUGAACUGGAUCAUACAAGGUACUGUGGGGAACAAGAAGACGGAUAUACGAUGGACUGACGAAAAAGCUUCACGGGAUUAUUUGUGUCUCACAUCUCACAAACUCGAACAUGUACACGGGAAGACCAACAGGUUAGUAGAAGAAGCAGUGAGGACACGAUUACAGGUGAACAUAGAGAAGACAAAGGUGAAGAUACCUAACUAUCAACUGAGAACAUCAAUCACCAUCAAUCAGCAUCAGUGAUAGAAACCUAAA
Messenger RNA from Trichobilharzia regenti, 636 nucleotides. The record is from the annotation of a GenBank genome assembly. Lineage: Eukaryota; Metazoa; Platyhelminthes; Trematoda; Strigeidida; Schistosomatidae.